This is a messenger RNA of Eremomyces bilateralis CBS 781.70, 972 nucleotides long. RefSeq lists its product as uncharacterized. The coding region runs from base 142 to 792 and encodes 216 amino acids. The record is from RefSeq and is a predicted model, not a curated record. NCBI's taxonomy places the organism in Eukaryota, Fungi, Ascomycota, Dothideomycetes, Eremomycetales, Eremomycetaceae. Gene Ontology annotation, cellular component: extracellular region. The transcript is spliced from 2 exons. Gene Ontology annotation, molecular function: chitin binding.
AAACCAAACAUCAGCGCAGUCCAACACUUCAACCAACAAUCCGUCAAGUGUUGCGAUUUACUCUCCUAUUUUGGCCUAUUAGAGUCUAUUCCGUCAUUUGGUUACCCGGUGUCCUCUAUUGUUCCUUUCCACUGAUUCGCUAUGGUCUUCAUUGUUACACCUAUUGUCCUCACCAUCAUCAUCGGCACGCUAAUCUACCGUCACUAUCGACCCGAUCCCUAUGUGAAGUCUUUCGUAUGCCCUGAGGAGGAUAUAAUACAAACGAACGGAUGCUUAGGUCCAAAGGACUGUCUCUAUGCCCACCCGAAUGACUGUUACUCCUACAUACAGUGCGUUCACGACCCAGAAGACGACACCUGGAAGCCGUUGUGGCUACCAUGUCAAGGAGGACUAGAAUGGAACGACAUUGAGAAGAUCUGCGAUUGGCGAGACAAGUCAACCUGUCGUCGAGGAAUGCGCCAGAAGAUGCAGAAGUUCAAGCGAGCUACUUCCCAGAGGGUGAGGGCCCCGCAGAAUUGGUUCGCACAUCAUGUCAAACAAACCCAUGUGCCCUCCACUGCCGGUUAUGGACCGAAACCGCGCUCGCCCGGCGAAGGAAACUCGCCCAAUGAAGGAAAUACGACUUCUUCCAACGCAGCCCAAGCUCAUUCGGAACCGCACACCGCUGAGACCUUGAUCCCUAUGCCUAACACUUAUGUACAUGGCAAAGACCCUAUGAUGGUGGAUCCGGUCCUGGAUAUCAUUGACGAGAUCAUUCACGGUCCAGGGCGUCUCACCUUUGAUUCACGAUAGUCGGCCGUGGGGUGGGGCUCGAUUGCAAGCUAGUCUGGAGGAACGCCGUGGCAGUCAUGGUUCAAACGGACACGGAAAUCAAUCCUAAGCAAGAGAAGCGGGAUCGGACCUGGAACCGUGAUCUUAUUGAAACGAUCGGCUGCUUUUGUAGAUUACAAUGAAGUCUUCCCAUGUUCCAUG